Molecule: messenger RNA, 690 nt
Organism: Fusarium mangiferae
Lineage: Eukaryota; Fungi; Ascomycota; Sordariomycetes; Hypocreales; Nectriaceae
Exons: 3
Coding region: 1-690 (229 amino acids)
Biological process (GO): protein phosphorylation; intracellular signal transduction
Cellular component (GO): nucleus; cytoplasm
Molecular function (GO): ATP binding; protein serine/threonine kinase activity
Source: RefSeq, a predicted model, not a curated record
AUGGCCGACAGUAACUUUAGUGGCUUCAAUGUUAGCAAUAAGUACCACAUAGGCUCGAUUCUAGGCAGUGGCGCAUAUGGCAUUGUUCGAUCUGCUGUUCACAGACCUUCAGGUCAAAAGGUCGCCAUCAAGAGAAUAGAACUACCCAAUAUCCCAAUAUUUUGCUUGAGAGCUCUUCGUGAGAUAAAACUCUUAAGACGCAUCAGUCACGAGAACAUUAUAUCCAUUUUGGAUAUCGAGAGGCCUUAUUGUUAUAGCGAAUUAACUGAAAUAUAUAUAGUCCAGGAAAUAAUGGACACAGAUUUACAUAAAGCUAUCAAGUCUCAGCUUCUUACUGAUGAUCAUGGCCAAUUUCUGAUAUAUCAGUCAUUGUGUGCUUUGAAAGCAUUGCACUCUCUCAAUAUCAUCCACCGGGAUCUUAAGCCCAGUAACAUCCUGCUAAGCGAGGAUUGCGACUUAAAAAUAUGUGAUUUUGGACUUUCUCGGAGUACCAAGUCUAGUCACCAAUCCCAAGGCUUCAUGACCGAAUAUGUUGUAACUCGGUGGUAUCGAGCGCCAGAGCUCAUGUGGAGUCCCGGAACAUACACUAAUGCAAUCGAUAUCUGGUCGCUUGGGUGUAUCUUUGCUGAGAUCCUCAGGGGCAGGCCUAUCUUCCCCGGCAAGCAUUGUAAGAGAACUAUGUCUUCAUGA